This is a messenger RNA of Aspergillus homomorphus CBS 101889, 2060 nucleotides long. RefSeq names its product asparagine--tRNA ligase DED81. Lineage: Eukaryota; Fungi; Ascomycota; Eurotiomycetes; Eurotiales; Aspergillaceae. The transcript is spliced from 3 exons. Bases 287 to 2002 code for a protein of 571 amino acids. The record is from RefSeq and is a predicted model, not a curated record. Gene Ontology annotation, molecular function: asparagine-tRNA ligase activity; nucleic acid binding; ATP binding. Gene Ontology annotation, biological process: asparaginyl-tRNA aminoacylation. Gene Ontology annotation, cellular component: cytoplasm.
UGUUCACCAAGUAUGAAGGCAGAAAGCAACGACCGAAGCAACGACCGGAUUUGUGUAAGUCGUGCCUGACGACCUUACACUUUAUGCCUGAGGCAUACGCGGGGAGAUUGGGCGGAAUCCAGAAAUUUACCCCUCCGCAAGACAGAACAGCCUUCCACACUGUGCGAUUCGGACGCCCUCACCUCACCUGCACACGGGACUUGCUGUGGUAUUAAUUCCUUGUCCAAUUGAUUGGUUAGCAUAUCUUCUUAUACUCAACUGAAUCCUUUGCAACCGGACCAACACAAUGGCUACCGUCUAUAUUGACGAGGACGUCGGCCGGGACGACUCGACUGCGACCGGCACCGAAUCCACCCCUUACAAGACACUUGUCCACGCUUUCACGCAGCACCCUCCCUCCGAAGGAAACCAAUACCUGACCCGCAAGUCCCAGACCGAACCCGCCGAGGAGGGUGCUGACAAGCUCGAGUGGAAGCCCGCCACGAAGUCGGCCGUCAAGAAGGCUACCAACAUUUACGAGCAGCGCAAGAGGAAGGCUGCCAAGGAGCAGGAGCUGGCAAUUCGCGAGAAGGAGGAGGCGGACAAGCGCAAGCUCAUUCUGGAGGAGGCUAAGAAGGUCGUCAUCAAGGAAGACACAUCCCUUCCCAAGCCCGUCAAGAUCCGUCUCGAUGAGACUGAACCCGCCGUGGUUAAGCUGGGAUCUGCCGAAUCCGAGACCCCCGGUACUCGUGUCCGCGUUGUUGGACGAGUCCACCGCUUGAGGCCUCAGAAGGAUGUUAUCUUCCUCACACUCACCGACGGAUAUGGCUACCUUCAAUGUGUUCUGACUGGCCAGCUCGUCAAGAGCUACGAUGCGAUGACUCUUACUCUCGAAACCUCUAUGGCCAUCCACGGUGAAAUGCGAGCUGUCCCGCCCAAGCAGCACGCUCCUAACAACCGUGAGCUUCACGCGGACUUCUUCACCGUCAUCGGCCGUGCCGCUGGUGACAAAGAAGCCAUCACCACCCGUGUCGCCCCCGAUGCCGACCCCCAGACCCUCUACGACAACCGUCACCUGGUUCUCCGGGGUGAGACCGUUUCUUCGGUGAUGAAGGUGCGCGCGGCCACCUUGCGGGCUUUCCGUCAGACUUUUGAGGAGCAGCGCAUGCUUGAGGUCACUCCUCCGGCCAUGGUACAAACCCAGGUGGAGGGCGGAAGCACACUGUUCAAGUUCGACUAUUACGGCGAAGACGCCUAUUUGACCCAGUCCUCCCAGCUUUACUUGGAGACCUGUCUCCCCUCACUGGGUGAUGUCUUCUGUGUUUGCCCCUCUUUCCGAGCUGAGAAGUCGCUCACCCGCCGUCACUUGUCCGAGUACACCCACAUCGAGGCCGAGCUAGACUUCAUCACCUUCAACGAUUUGCUGGACCACCUGGAGAACGUGAUCUGCCGUGUUAUCGAGCUGACCGUGGCCGAACCUGCCACCAAGGCCCUCAUUGAGAAGCUCAACCCCGACUUCAAGACUCCCAGCCGUCCUUUCAAGCGCAUGCGCUACUCCGAUGCCAUUGAGUGGCUCCGCGAGCAUGAUAUCCCCAACGAGGAGGGCAAGCCCCACGAAUUUGGUGAUGAUAUUGCUGAGGCUGCUGAGCGCAAGAUGACCGACAUCAUCAACCAACCCAUCUUCUUGACCCACUUCCCCGCCGAGAUUAAGGCUUUCUACAUGAAGAAGGACGAGCAGGACCGUCGCGUCACCGAGAGUGUCGAUGUUUUGAUGCCUGGUGUCGGUGAAAUCGUCGGUGGUAGUAUGAGAAUGGACAACUGGGAUGAGCUGAUGGCCGCUUACGCGCACGAGGGCAUGGAUCCCUCUCCUUACUACUGGUAUACCGACCAGCGCAAGUACGGAACCUCCCCUCACGGUGGUUACGGUCUGGGUCUCGAGCGUUUCUUGGCUUGGUUGUGUGCCCGUUACACCGUCAGAGACUGCUGCUUGUAUCCCCGUUUCACUGGCCGUUGCACGCCUUAGAGGCUUGAUUAUCGUAGAAAAGAACUAUAGAUAUGACACGUUCUCUGAAUUGUCUGUG